Molecule: messenger RNA, 1561 nt
Organism: Rattus rattus (black rat)
Lineage: Eukaryota; Metazoa; Chordata; Mammalia; Rodentia; Muridae
Product: polycomb group protein ASXL1-like
Exons: 4
Coding region: 488-820 (110 amino acids)
Biological process (GO): animal organ morphogenesis; positive regulation of transcription by RNA polymerase II
Cellular component (GO): PR-DUB complex
Molecular function (GO): chromatin binding; peroxisome proliferator activated receptor binding
Source: RefSeq, a predicted model, not a curated record
UCCUCACUCUUCUCUCUCUCUCACACACACACACGCGGGCACACACAUACACACACAUACCCACGGCAGACACGCACGCAUCCGAGCGUCGAAAGGGAAGCUGCGUUUCGCCAUCUCGGCCCGCCACUAGUCCGCUCUCCGUUUCCCAGCAGCGCGGGAAAGCGGAGGCCGGAGCCGUGACCUCUGACCCCGUGGUUAUGCGGAGCCGCCGCAUUCCUUAGCCAUCGCGGGGCUGCCGCUGCCACCGUGGGCGACUGACGCAGCGCGGGCGCGUGGAGCCGCCGCCCCCCCCAGCGCCACCCUCGCGCCCGGUCUCGCGCCAGCCAGUGCCGGUGCGCCCGCCUCCGGCCGCACCCGAGUCCUCGCACGCGCCGCCGCCACGCGCCCCCUGCCGCUGCCGCCUCCACCCCAGCCCCGCGCCGCCACCGCCCCAGCCCGCCCCGCCCGAAGGACCCGCGUGGAGCCGCCACCGCCGCCGCGGAGGAGGAUGAAGGACAAACAGAAGAAGAAGAAGGAGCGCACGUGGGCCGAGGCCGCGCGCCUGGUGUUAGAAAACUACUCGGAUGCUCCAAUGACACCAAAACAAAUUCUGCAGGUCAUAGAGGCAGAAGGACUAAAGGAAAUGAGAAGUGGGACAUCCCCUCUCGCGUGCCUCAAUGCCAUGCUACAUUCCAACUCAAGAGGAGGAGAAGGGCUAUUUUAUAAACUACCUGGCCGGAUUAGUCUUUUCACACUUAAGGUAAAAUUAGUUUUCAGUGCAAUGGUCCUCAAAGCUUUGUGCAUAAAACCUGGUGGGUUUGGAAUGAUGCUGCUGGAUUGAUGGUCUUUCCUAAUACGCAGUCAGAUAACACUAAUGUUUGGUCCUUAACGGUGCUCUGAGAUGCUGUAGUCUUAUAGACUACUAGGAGUUACUAAGUUAUAUAUAUCACCUGCGUUUCUGUGUUCAGCUUUGCUUAGUAGAUUCUAUGCAGUUGAAAUGUGUGUGUAGUGAUAAUUACAGAUGUGCCUUAGUAAGGUUUUUGUUUGUAAUAAUACUGUCAGGGAUAAAAUUACUGUGCAACUAACGUACCUGCUCUGUGGAAAGGAACCAAAAUGUGCGUAUCAGAAUAUACUAAAACACUAGUUAUAAAGGAGUAGUUCAUAAUAAGCCUUAUUUGCUGAAAUAAAUAAUUAUUUUCUACCAUUUCUGAUAUAUUUGGCUGUCAUUUAGAUCACAGUCUGAAAACUCUUAUAUGAAUGGCUGAUACAAAUAAUUGAGAUUUUGUUGACCUAGUGGCUCUGUCAAAACAGCCAUCUCUCAUCUCACAUGCACAUGCACACUUUUUCUAAGAAGAGGUGUAAUGUAUAGUAAUUUUUAUUGCUUUGUCUUCUAUUUCAUAGACUAGUCUUGUUUUAGAGACUUACUUUCUUUGUAGUAUAGUCUGGCUUUGAACUCUUUUGAUUGCUCAAAGUGGCCUAAAACAUGUGAUUCUUCUGCUUUUGUCAUACAAGUACUGGGAUUACAUGGGGUUGUCACCACGCCUGGCUUUACAAUGUUGCAAAUAUGGAAAAACAAAGAAAG